AAUGUCGUCAGCACAUGACAUACACUCUUGAUCAAGACCUUCAGGGCAGUUCCAUUCAGCACUGUGCCUGACACUACUCAGCUGCAGAGACGAACAACCCAAGACUAACCUGGGCAGAACUCAGGUUAAGGAGUCACAAAGACGGCGAGUGAAACCUGAGAGCAUUAAUAGAUCCAUUUCAGUAACUGAGCAGGAAAUGGCCCAUGCGGAAUUCAAUCUUCAAGUUGCUUCUCAGGAGCUUCAAGAGACUGACAAGAACUAUCUCUGCAAAGGGAGGUACAUUGCUGAGGUUCUGGGAAUCAUCUGCCUUGUCUUGAUGUCCACUGUGGUAAAAAUAAACGUUAUUCCCUGUAAGACCAGAGCAGAACAAAACCUCCCUGGAAACAAGAUCCAGAAAGCGUGUCUCUGUUGUCAUUGUCUGAAAGAGUGGUUUACGUAUUCCAACAAUUGCUAUUACAUUAGCACUGAGGGAAAAUCAUGGAAUGAGAGUUUGACGUCCUGUGCUUCCAAGAACUCUAACCUGCUCUACUAUGAUGAUGAAGAGGACAAGUUUUUGUUGAAUUUACUCCCUGCUACUACAUGGAUUAGAGGCUCCCAGAGAAGCCAUCAUAGUUCAUCUGUGCAGCCAAAAGCCUUACUAUUUUCUUCCGAAGUGUUGUCAGCAUCUUCAGAGAGUGACAAGAAUUGUCCAUAUUUCGAUUUUCAAAUAAGAAAAACUUAUUUUGCACCCUGCUCAGUAAUAAAAUCAUAUGUUUGUAAGCACCAAGUGUUUUAGUUACCUCAUUUUGAUAUAAUGGUAUUUCACCAUUUAUAAAGAAUACAUCUCUCAUUAUUUCAAAAGCGAUAUGACUAUUUUCUUUGUAUAUUUUUAAGAUAAUAUUUUUUAGUGUAAUUUUAGUCUCACAACAAAAUUAAGAAGAAGCUCCUGAGAUUUCCUGGAUUGUCCCUGUCUGCACAUGUGCAUGGCCUCUCCCAUUCUCAACAUCACUCACUAGAAUGUUUCAUUUCUUACCAAGGAUGAAUCCGCAUCAAUGCAUAUAUAUCGCCCAAAGUCCAAAGAGUAUUGAGGCUUCAUUCUUGGUGUUAUGGAACUGUUCUCAAAUUUAAUUAUAUUAGUGUAAAAAAAUA
This is a messenger RNA of Lynx canadensis (Canada lynx), 1128 nucleotides long. Its product is annotated as NKG2-A/NKG2-B type II integral membrane protein-like. The coding region runs from base 197 to 775 and encodes 192 amino acids. The transcript is spliced from 6 exons. Lineage: Eukaryota; Metazoa; Chordata; Mammalia; Carnivora; Felidae. The record is from RefSeq and is a predicted model, not a curated record. Gene Ontology annotation, biological process: positive regulation of natural killer cell mediated cytotoxicity; stimulatory C-type lectin receptor signaling pathway.